Messenger RNA from Brassicogethes aeneus, 2583 nucleotides. The record is from the annotation of a GenBank genome assembly. Lineage: Eukaryota; Metazoa; Arthropoda; Insecta; Coleoptera; Nitidulidae.
GUGGAUGUUGCCGAGAGCAUUCGCCAAUCCAGUCCGUUUUUGACAGUUUCGCGGCCGCCAGACUGGAUAAAAUUUUCGCCAGUACCCUGUGCGCAUCAGGGACGGAACGUAGCCGCUGUGUGAAAAGCGUAACCAAGAAAACAACAAGGGACCGUCGCCCCGCACUAUUAUGUAACUCCCCGAUGCCCGCCUGCUAUCCGUUGUGACCGGUGUUCUAGUGCGAGACAGUGCGGGUCGCGAGUGCCAUGUUUUUCUAGGCGACUUGUGCAAGUGAUCGCGCAAAAUGGCGGACUUAGAGGCGGUUUUGGCCGAUGUCAGCUACCUCAUGGCUAUGGAGAAGAGCAAGUGCACGCCGGCCGCGAGGGCCAGCAAGAAAAUCGUCCUGCCCGACCCCAGCGUACGCAGCGUGAUGCAUAAGUAUCUGGAGAAGAAGAACGAAGUCAAUUUUGACAAGAUUUUUCAUCAGACUUUAGGUUAUUUAUUAUUUAAGGAUUUUUGUGAAAACCUUUCCGAGGAAGAUGUUCCACAGCUUAGAUUUUAUGAAGAGAUAAAAACGUACGAGAAGCUGGAAUGCGCGGAAGAGAGAAAAAAACAGGCGAAGGACAUUUACGACAAUUUUAUUAUGAAAGAACUUUUAUCUAGAUCUCAUGACUAUUCCAUGUCUUGCCUUCAACAUGUGCAGACGCACCUCAUUAGAAAUGAAUUCCCUGUUUCCUUAUUUGAAUCGUACAUAGAAGAAAUUUAUAACCAAUUAAGGGACGAGCCUUUUAAAAAAUUCUUAGAAAGUGAUAAAUAUACCAGGUUUUGUCAAUGGAAAAAUUUAGAAUUAAAUAUACAGUUGACCAUGAACGACUUCAGCGUGCACCGGAUCAUAGGUCGCGGCGGCUUCGGCGAGGUCUACGGCUGCCGGAAAGCCGACACGGGCAAAAUGUACGCAAUGAAGUGUCUGGACAAAAAGAGGAUCAAAAUGAAGCAGGGCGAGACGUUAGCGCUGAACGAGCGAAUCAUGCUCUCCUUGGUCAGCACGGGCCAGGAUUGCCCCUUCAUAGUGUGCAUGACGUACGCCUUCCACACGCCCGACAAGCUCUGUUUCAUAUUGGACCUCAUGAACGGAGGCGACCUUCACUAUCAUCUCAGUCAGCAUGGCGUGUUCAAUGAGAGCGAGAUGAAGUUUUAUGCGGCCGAAGUGAUAUUAGGAUUGGAGCAUAUGCAUAGACGUUACAUUGUAUAUAGAGAUUUAAAACCAGCCAAUAUAUUAUUAGACGAACAUGGACAUGUUCGGAUAUCGGAUUUAGGUUUAGCCUGUGAUUUUUCCAAGAAAAAACCCCAUGCUAGUGUAGGAACCCACGGUUACAUGGCACCGGAAGUAUUAUCGAAAGGCACGGCGUACGACUCGAGCGCUGACUGGUUCAGCUUCGGGUGCAUGCUGUACAAGCUGCUGAAGGGCCAUUCGCCGUUUCGCCAGCACAAAACCAAAGAUAAACACGAGAUAGACAGGAUGACGUUGACAAUGAACGUCGAAUUGCCUGACACGUUCAGCAAAGAGUUAAAGUUAUUAUUAGAGGGAUUACUGCUAAGGGAUAUUGAGAAAAGACUUGGAUGCAAAGGAAAUGGCGCUGACGAAGUCAAGGACCACGCGUUUUUCGCCGGCAUCGACUGGCAACAGGUCUACCUCCAAAAGUACACGCCGCCUCUUAUACCGCCCCGCGGGGAGGUGAACGCCGCCGAUGCCUUCGAUAUCGGCUCCUUCGACGAGGAGGACACUAAAGGCAUCAAGUUGACUGAUGCAGACCAAGAUUUGUACAAAAAUUUCCCUCUAGUGAUAUCGGAACGGUGGCAAAAUGAAGUGGCCGAAACAGUAUUUGAAACGAUCAACUUCGAGGCUGACAAAACUGAGCACAAGAAGAAAGCGAAACAGAAAAAAUUGUACGAUUUGGACGAAAAAGAAUCGGACUGCAUUUUGCACGGUUACAUAAAAAAAUUGGGCGGUCCGUGGUCGUCUAGCUGGCAGAUGCGGUACGCAAAGUUGUACCCUAACCGGCUCGAGCUGCACCCGGAUUCCGCAAAACCGGAAAUGGUGUUCAUGGACCAAGUGGAGGAAGUCAGCCCGGAACUCGUGCAAGUGAAAAACGAAAACUGCAUAGUUGUCCGGAUGAGGGACGGCAAAAUCGUCCUGACCAAUCCGGACGAGAUAGGCCUAAAAGAGUGGCUGCAGUCCCUGAAAUCUGCGCACAAGUUGUCGCAAGAGCUUCUAGGGUCGAUGGCAAAAAAGGCGGGUAAAAUAUACGGCACGGACUCGAACAAUAAGAACGCGAUCAUAGCGACGCACCGUAACACGAAUGGUAACUAAACAGAGAACUAAAAAAAUCAAUAAAAGAGACCCGAGUUUUUUUAAGUCUAAAGGCAUAAACAAAAAAGGCUAUAAAUAUGAAAUUUUUAGUGGAGACUUCUAGAAAAGUGUAAAUCAAUGUAUAUUGUUUAUUGUUCCUUCAUUAUGUUAUCUAUUUCAGAUGAAAUAACAAUUUUUUUACCAGAAGUUAUUGUAGACUGUAUUAAUUACUAAAAAAAAAUAACAUGACAAAG